AUGGUAAAGCAUGCAGUCGCUGGAAAUGUGUUUCCAGAUAACAGAUGCACUUACGUUGGAGCCUCUCUACUGUACGCUAUAGUUAGCCUUAUUUUAAACGUCAGAUUGAUGAUUGAGCUGCGCAAACUAUUGAAGAAUGAGCCGUUUUGGAAGACAUUCACGACACGAAAAGGGCAUGGCGCUUUACACUAUGCUUGUUUUUUCGUUCACUACGUUGAUGUGCACUCAGCAAAUCUUGAAAGGGAUUGCCACUUUCGCUGA
Messenger RNA from Ostertagia ostertagi, 261 nucleotides. The record is from the annotation of a GenBank genome assembly. Lineage: Eukaryota; Metazoa; Nematoda; Chromadorea; Rhabditida; Trichostrongylidae.